GUCACACCAUCAAACGCACCGCACAAAAUGACAUAAAAUUUGACGCCGCCAUUGAAAUUAAACAUUACGACUACAGUUUUAGUUGAAGCGGUUCAUAUCUAUCAAAGUUUCUACGAAUAAUUGAGUCAAUUACAGUUUCUACCGGCAAAAGAAUUCAAAGAAAAAUUCUUUGCGCAAGAUGAACAACAGGAGAAGAGGUCAUGAUGACGAUGAAGGCUACGGUGAUCGCCGUAAAAGACGUCGCGUUUUGCCGGAAAACCAAGAGAUCGAGGACCGAUUGGAAUCACUUAUUCUGCGUGUUGGUGAAAAGAGCACAUCAACACUCGAAUCCAAUUUGGAGGGCCUUGUGUCGGUAUUGGAAGCAGAUUUGGGCACAUUUCGUUUGAAGAUUUUGCGGAUUCUGUCCGAAUGUGCCAUUAAAAUGCCGGAAAAGUGUACGAUCUACACGACCCUAGUAGGUCUGCUGAAUGCAAAAAAUUACAAUUUUGGUGGUGAGUUCGUCGAUCAUAUGGUGAAAACAUUUAAAGACAGCCUGAAGGCCUGCAAAUGGGAUGCUGCCAGAUAUUCGUUGCGAUUUUUGGCUGACCUGGUCAACUGUCAUGUCAUAUCAGCUGCAUCGUUGCUGGUGUUGUUGGACAACAUGAUUGAUGUGUCCAAUGAAGAUAUGGUGCCACAGGUGCGUCGCGAUUGGUACGUAUUCGCUGUUCUGUCGACACUACCAUGGGUGGGACGUGAUUUGUACGAAAAGAAAGAAUCCGCCCUGGAAAGUCUGUUGGUUCGCAUUGAAGUGUUUCUGAACAAACGCACCAAAAAGCAUCACAACGCCCUGCGAGUGUGGUCAGUGGAUGCACCGCAUCCGCAAGAGGAGUAUCUGGAUUGCCUCUGGGCACAAAUAAGAAAGUUGCGUCAAGACAAUUGGGCGGAGAAGCACAUUCCGCGGCCGUAUUUGGCUUUCGAUUCGAUUUUGUGCGAAGCGUUGCAACACAAUUUGCCAGUCAUCAAUCCGCCACCACAUCACGAAACCUAUGAGUAUCCAAUGCCAUGGGUGGUUUAUCGGAUGUUUGACUAUACCGAUUGUCCGGAUGGACCGAUUCUACCCGGUGCACAUUCGAUCGAACGAUUCUUGACGGAAGAACAUCUUCACCACAUCAUCGAAACGCAUCAUUUGGAGCGAAAAGAUUGUGCCGCUCAUCUGCUGAACUUUCCGUACAAAAGCAAAAUUCCACUGGAGUACUGCAUUGUCGAGGUGAUUUUCGCCGAAUUGUUUCACAUGCCGACGCCCCGUUACUUGGACGUCUGCUACGGAUCCAUUUUGAUUGAAUUGUGCAAAUUGCAACCGUCAACGUUGCCACAGGUGCUGGCUCAAGCGACGGAAAUUCUGUUCAUGCGAAUCGAUUCGAUGAACACGUCCUGUUUCGACCGAUUUGUCAAUUGGUUUUCGUACCAUUUGAGUAACUUCCAGUUCAGAUGGUCAUGGGACGAUUGGGACAGUUGCCUGUUGCUGGAGCCAGAGCAUCCGAGACCAAAGUUUAUUCAGGAAGUUCUUCAGAAAUCUUUGAGAUUGUCGUACCAUCAACGCAUUCGCGACAUGAUGCCAGAGACUUACGCGAAAUUGAUUCCCAUUCCGAGUGCACCCACUUAUAAAUACAGCAGUGAAGGAGCUGCUUCUCUACCGGGAACGGCAACCGCCCAUCAAUUGGUCAUGGCCAUUCGACAAAAGUGUACAAUCGAGGAGGCAAUCAAUGUGCUGAAAGAUCUACAGAAUCCCGAAGAAAUGGACAGUGACAUGACCGAUUCCCAGUUCAAUCCACUGAAAAUCGAUGUAUUCGUUCAGACACUGCUGAACUUGGGCUCGAAAAGUUUCUCGCACAGUUUUGCGGCGAUUUCGAAAUUUCACUCUGUGUUCAAGCAUUUGGCUCAAACGGAAGAGGCACAAAUUUGUAUUUUACACAAUUUGUUUGAGUUAUGGCACACACAUCAGCAGAUGUUGUGUGUGUUGAUUGAUAAACUGCUGAAAACGCAAAUCGUUGAAUGUUCGGCCGUUGCGACAUGGAUCUUUUCCAAAGAAAUGAACAGCGAGUUCACCAAAAUGUAUUUGUGGGAGAUACUCCACUUGACGAUCAAGAAAAUGAACAAACAUGUCAUCAAAUUGGGGAGUGAACUGAACGAAGCCAAGGAGAAACUGUCACGGGCCGAUACAUCAUCCAGCGAUUCGGAAGAUGAAGGGAUAACCAAGCGAAAGAAGGUUGAAUCAGCUGACAAGCCAACCGAAGAGAUGGUCGAGAAAAUGGAAGAGAAACUGGAAGCAGCCAAUGUGGAUCAGAAGCGGCUCUUUUUGAUCGUAUUCCAACGAUUCAUCAUGAUCUUAUCGGAACAUCUAGUGCGAUGCGACACGGAUGGACGAGACUUUGAUACGGAUUGGUAUCGCUGGACGAUCGGACGAUUACAGCAAGUGUUUCUGAUGCAUCAUGAGCAGGUGCAAAAAUACAGCAGCACAUUGGAAACUCUGCUGUUCACAUCUGAUUUGGAUUCGCACAUUUUGGAUGUUUUCCUACAGUUUGUUGCCUUACGCGCAUAAGAUCCUGAUUCGCUAACAAAUUAUUAUUGGACUCACUUUGCGGUAUGACUUGUUAAAGUUACAUCGAACUUAACUAUGUACUAGGCUAGCGUAGCCAAGGAUUAAAGUAAAUAUUCACAAAAUUG
Bradysia coprophila is the source of this 2703-nucleotide messenger RNA. It is a transcript of the gene Cbp80, whose product is annotated as Nuclear cap-binding protein subunit 1. Gene Ontology annotation, cellular component: nucleus; nuclear cap binding complex. The record is from RefSeq and is a predicted model, not a curated record. NCBI's taxonomy places the organism in Eukaryota, Metazoa, Arthropoda, Insecta, Diptera, Sciaridae. Gene Ontology annotation, biological process: mRNA export from nucleus; nuclear-transcribed mRNA catabolic process, nonsense-mediated decay. Gene Ontology annotation, molecular function: RNA cap binding; protein binding; mRNA binding.